Penicillium robsamsonii is the source of this 1578-nucleotide messenger RNA. RefSeq names its product putative proline permease. The transcript has a single exon. NCBI's taxonomy places the organism in Eukaryota, Fungi, Ascomycota, Eurotiomycetes, Eurotiales, Aspergillaceae. Gene Ontology annotation, cellular component: membrane. Gene Ontology annotation, biological process: amino acid transmembrane transport. The coding region runs from base 1 to 1578 and encodes 525 amino acids. The record is from RefSeq and is a predicted model, not a curated record. Gene Ontology annotation, molecular function: amino acid transmembrane transporter activity.
AUGGCUAUCGGUCCGACCAUUGGCACCGGCUUGUUCAUUGGCGCCGGCCAGGCCCUCGCGGUCGGCGGACCUGCCUCGCUGGUCCUGUCGUAUAUAGUCUUAUCCUUUCUGACCAUUGCCAUGACCACGAGCGUGGCCGAAGUAUCCACUCACAUGCCAUCACAACAUGGGACACUCGUCACCAACGGCUACCUGUACAUGUCAAGCAGUCUGGCAUUUGCUUCAGCAUACCUCCGAUGGUACACUCUUGCCUUGUUCGUGCCAUACGAAACCACAUCGGCGAUGGUCAACCUUGGCCUGUGGAAACCGGGUUCCGCGGUCGCAGUCAGAUUGGCUGUCAUCACGAUCAUCGUUGUUGGGUGCAACUUCUUGCCGGAAAGACUCUUCAAAAGCUCCGAGCGAUUGUUCACUGCAAUCAAGAUUGGCACAAUGGCGACCCUCUUCGUCCUCUCCUUAGCUUUGGGUCUUGGAGGUGUGGAUACGCAGCCACCAUGGGGAUUCAAAUACUGGAAACAUCCAGGCGCCAUGAACGAGUAUCUAGCUCGAGGUCUAUGGGGACGAGUCUUGGCUUUCUUCCAAUGCCUACUCGAUGGCUCCAUUGCUUUCACAUUUGCCCCUGAGCUGAUUGUGCACCGAGCUGAAUUGCCAGCGUCACUUGGCGAAACAGCCAUGAUAAGCGCCGGUAUCCCAGGUAUAGUCACAUCCGAUGUUGCUCAAACUGCAUUUCCGUAUAUCCUGAGCUCCUUGGCCAUGGGUGUCAUGGCUCCUUUCAAUGAUACACGUCUGACAAACAACGGAACGGGCUCCGGAUUUUCUCCUUACCUGAUCGGUCUCAAAGAUGCAAACAUUCAAAUUGUACCAAUGAUUGCGACGAUCGCAAUCCUGCUCUCUGCGGUGGCUUCUGGGCGAUCCUUUUUGUAUCUCUCAUCUCGCACACUUUGUGCAAUGUCGGAGCUCGGCCAUGCGCCCUCGGUAUUUUCCAUCCGCAAUCAUUGGAAUGUUCCAUAUUUGGCCGUUGUGGCAUCUGCCUUGUUCUCCUCCCUUGCCUUUGUUUCAGCGAAAGUGUCGAGUACAAUCAUGAAUACCUAUCUCCUUCGUCUCGUCACGAGCGCCAGUUUCAUUUCCUCGCUUGUGUCAUGCAUCAUUUAUCGUCAAUUCGAUCGACGGCUCAUCAUGAACGGAAUUGCCAGGCGGAAUCGUUUCUCUUUGCAGCCGUUUGGCACAUAUUUCGGGAUGGUCAUCAAUACCAUACUGCUGCUGGGCGGCGGGUUGUGGGCAGGACCCAAGGGAAAUCUGAUUGGGUCCCGAGGCGCCAGGCUGAUCAUUUCAUACAUCAAUAUCGGUAUAUUCAUCCUGCUGUUUUUAGUCCAUCGAUUCCAUGACUUUGUGCCCGUUGUCGAAGUUGAAAGACAAGUCGAUAUUGCUGGAAGCAGGCAUGGCGACCACGAAGGACUAAAAGACACUCGGACACAGAAGACAUCCCCGCCUCGGGCGAAACUCGACACAGUCCCAGAGGGUUCCGGGGCAUUGAGUUGCGACUCAGCCAGACCUUGUUCACCGAGCCUUGAGUGUACCUGA